Tremella mesenterica DSM 1558 is the source of this 5142-nucleotide messenger RNA. RefSeq lists its product as uncharacterized. NCBI's taxonomy places the organism in Eukaryota, Fungi, Basidiomycota, Tremellomycetes, Tremellales, Tremellaceae. The record is from RefSeq and is a predicted model, not a curated record. The transcript is spliced from 21 exons. Gene Ontology annotation, biological process: receptor-mediated endocytosis; intracellular protein transport; Golgi to endosome transport. Gene Ontology annotation, molecular function: clathrin light chain binding; structural molecule activity. Gene Ontology annotation, cellular component: actin cortical patch; clathrin complex; clathrin coat of trans-Golgi network vesicle. The coding region runs from base 1 to 5040 and encodes 1679 amino acids.
AUGGCCGAUAAGCCAAUCACUUUCACUGAGCACCUUCAGCUAACUGCUUUGGGUAUACAACCCACUUCUAUCUCUUUCCAAAACCUUACAUUUGAGAGUGAUCAUUUCAUCUGCGUUCGGGAAACGCAGAAUGAUACCAACCAAGUGGUCAUUGUCGAUCUUGCCGAUGCUAACAAUGUCAUUCGUCGACCAAUCACGGCUGACUCAGCUAUCAUGCAUCGGAAAGAAAAGAUUAUAGCUCUUAAAUCCGGACGACAAUUACAGGUCUUCAACUUGGCUACAAAAAGCAAAGUCGGCUCUCAUCUGAUGAAUGAAGAUGUAACGUUUUGGUCUUGGAUAUCUGAUACCACUUUAGGUUUGGUAACAGAUACUCAGGUGUAUCAUUGGAAAGUCAUUGAGGGACAGGCUGCGCCUACUAAGGUCUUCGACCGUCAUGCCACCCUGGCACAAAAUCAAAUCAUCUCCUACCGCGUCUCACAUGAUGGACAAUGGCUCGUACUCGUCGGCAUUUCAUCUAACCCCAACGCUGGCGCUCCAGGUCAAACUUCCUUCAAAAUCAAAGGGUCGAUGCAACUCUACUCAGUAGAAAGAGGAGUAUCACAACCUAUUGAAGGACAUGCGGCCGCCUUUGCACAGCUUAAACUAGAUGGCGGGGCGACCCCAAGCAAACUAUUCUGCUUUGCGGUCAGACAAGCCAAUGGCGCUAAGCUUCAUGUGGUCGAGAUCGGUCACCAACCUCCUAAUCCCCAAUUCCAAAAGAAAGCGGUGGACGUUUUCUUCCCUCCUGAAGCUGUCAAUGAUUUCCCAGUCUCUAUGGAAGUCUCAGCCAAGCAUGGGAUCAUCUACCUUGUCACUAAAUUCGGUUUCAUCCAUCUCUACGAGAUUGAAACGGGCCAGUGUAUUUACAUGAAUCGUAUCUCCGGCGAGACGAUCUUCACCACCGCCGAAUACGAAUUGCAGCAUGGCAUCAUCGGGGUGAACAGAAAGGGUCAGGUUUUGAGUGUCAGUGUAGACGAGGAGACUAUUGUUCCGUAUAUCCAACAAUCUCUCAAUAAUCCCGAACUGGCCAUCAAGCUUGCCACUCGCGCAGGUCUUCCAGGUGCCGAAGGAAUGAUCCAACAACAAUUCCAGGUGUACAUGCAAAGUGGCCAAUUUGGAGAAGCUGCCAAGAUCGCUGCCAACUCUCCUCAAGGAUUGCUGAGAACACCUCAGACCAUUGAAAUGUUCAAAAAGCUUCCAAACGUUCCUGGAACUCUCUCACCCAUCCUACAAUACUUCGGAAUUCUGUUGGAGAAAGGAGAGCUGAACAAGCACGAAUCACUGGAAUUGGCUCGACCGGUCAUACAGCAAGGCAAGAAACAAUUGCUGGAGAAGUGGCUCAAGGAGAACAAGCUUGAAUGCAGCGAAGAACUAGGUGAUCUUGUCCGAACGGCCGACAUGAACCUCGCUCUCUCGGUCUAUCUGCGUGCCAACAUUCCGAAUAAAGUGGUCGCAUGCUUCGCGGAGUUGGGUCAGUUUGAUAAGAUUGUCUUGUACUCCAAAAAGGUCGGCUACACCCCCGACUAUGCCCAGCUUCUACAACAUCUAGUCCGAAUCAACCCCGACAAAGGUGCCGAGUUUGCGACUCAAUUGGUCAACGAUGAGGCCGGGCCAAUGGUCGACUUGAACCGAGUGGUCGAUAUCUUCAUGUCGCAGAAUAUGAUCCAACAGGCAACAUCAUUCCUACUCGACGCACUGAAAGACAACAAGCCCGAGCAAGGUCCUUUGCAAACUCGACUGCUGGAGAUGAACCUUGUCAAUGCCCCUCAAGUCGCAGAUGCUAUCCUCGGAAACGAAAUGUUUACUCAUUACGACCGUCCAAGAAUCGCCAAUCUGUGUGAGAAGGCUGGCCUCAUGCAACGCGCGUUGGAGCAUUACGAGGACGACAACGAUAUCAAGAGAUGUAUCGUGCACACCAAUCUUUACAACUCGGAAUGGUUAGUCGCUUACUUCGGUCGUUUGACCGUCGAACAAUCAUUCGCGUGUUUGGAUGAAAUGCUUCGCACCAACAUGCGACAGAAUCUGUCCGUCGUUGUCCAGAUCGCCACCAAAUACUCUGAUCUUCUGGGCCCGGUCAAACUUAUUGAGCUGUUUGAGAAGUUCAAGAGCUCUGAUGGGCUGUACUACUAUCUCGGAUCAAUCGUCAACCUCAGUGAAGACCCCGAGGUGCACUUCAAGUACAUUCAAGCUGCGACGAGGACGAAUCAAGUCAGAGAAGUCGAACGUGUCUGCCGAGAGAGUAAUUUCUACAAUCCCGAAAAGGUCAAGAAUUUCCUCAAAGAAGCUCGACUCGCCGAUCAACUACCGCUCAUCAUUGUUUGCGACAGAUUCGACUUUGUACAUGAUCUCGUUCUAUAUCUCUACCAGAAUGGCUUGACAAACUUCAUCGAAAUCUAUGUUCAGCGGGUGAACUCGGCUCGUACUCCUCAGGUCAUCGGCGGACUUUUGGACGUAGAUUGUGAAGAAACGGUCAUCAAGAACUUGCUCAUGUCAGUCACCGGCGAAUUCCCCAUCGACGACCUCGUCGCGGAAGUCGAGAAACGCAACCGACUCAAACUGAUCCUCCCAUGGCUCAAUACAAAAGUCGAGCAGGGGUCCACUGAUCACGGAGUCUACAACGCCAUCGCCAAAAUAUCGAUUGAUUCCAACAACAACCCGGAAGCGUUCCUCAAAGAAAACAAUCUGUACGAUCCAGCUGUCGUUGGGAAGUAUUGCGAGAAGCGUGAUCCAUACCUUGCGUACAUUGCAUAUGCCAAGGGUUUAUGUGAUGAUGAGCUCAUUCACAUCACCAACGAGAACCAGAUGUACAAGCAUCAAGCCAGGUAUCUUGUCAAACGACGUGAGAUCGAUCUCUGGACUCAAGUUCUCGAUCCCGAAUCCAUCCAUCGCCGUGCCCUCGUCGAUCAAGUCAUUGCCACCGCUAUUCCAGAAUGUACCGAUCCCGACGACGUCUCCGUGACGGUGAAAGCGUUCUUGCAUAUGGAGCUCCACGGACCAUUGCUCGAAUUGUUGGAGAAGAUCAUCCUUGAACCUUCUCCCUUCAGCGACAAUAAAUCUCUUCAGAGUCUCAUGUUCCUUACUGCCAUCAAGAACGACAAAGGGAAGGUCAUGGGAUACAUCACCAAGCUAUCGGGUUACGAUGUGCAAGCCAUUGCCAAAGUGGCGACCGAAGCAGGACUGUACGAAGAGGCUUUCACCAUUUACUCGAAACAUGAAAUGCACGCUGAAGCCAUGAAUGUAUUGGUGGAACAUAUGGUAUCGAUCGACCGCGGAUUCGCGUAUGCCAACAAAAUCAACCAACCUGCCGUUUGGAGUCGAUUGGGGAAAGCACAAUUGGACGGUCUCCGAGUCAAAGACGCCAUUGACUCAUAUAUCAAGGCUGAAGACCCGAGCAAUUUCGCAGAAGUCAUAGAAAUCGCCAAUCGUGCUGGUAAACAUGAAGAUUUGGUCAGAUAUCUGCAGAUGGCCCGCAAGACUGCCAGGGAGCCAAAGAUCGAUACCGAGUUAGCAUACGCAUAUGCCAAAACGGAUAGAUUGCACGAUAUGGAAGAAUUCCUCGCCAUGACCAAUGUGGCGGAUGUCCUUCAAGUCGGGGAGAAAUGCUUUGAGGACGAGUUGUACCAAGCUGCUAAGCUGUUGUUCUCAAGCAUUUCCAAUUGGGCGAGAUUGGCGACGACUCUUAUUUAUCUGGGAGAGAAUCAAGCGGCCGUGGAUGCGGCUCGUAAAGCUGGCAACACUCAGGUGUGGAAGCAGGUCAAUGCUGCAUGUGUAGACAAGAAAGAGUUCCGUCUGGCGCAGAUCUGUGGUCUCAACCUGAUUGUGCACGCUGAAGAGCUUCCGGCUUUAUUGUCUCUAUACGAACGUAAUGGGUACUUUGACGAGAUCAUACAUCUCAUGGAAGGUGGCCUGGGUCUUGAGCGAGCUCACAUGGGCAUGUUCACCGAGCUCAGUGUACUGUACGCCAAGUAUAGACCUGAAAAGCUCAUGGAACACUUGAAGUUGUUCUGGCAGAGAGUGAACAUUCCCAAAGUCAUCAAAGCUGCCGAGCAAGCACAUUUGUGGCCCGAGCUCGUGUUCUUGUAUAUCGUUUAUGAUGAGCCCGACAAUGCCGCCUUGGCUAUGAUGGAGCGUCUUGGAGAAUGGGAUCAUGACCAAUUCAAAAAGGUUGUCGUCAAAGUUGCCAACAUGGAGAUUGCCUACAAGGCCGUCUCGUUCUAUCUCAGCCGACAGCCCACUUUACUCCCCGAUCUCCUCGCUGCUCUCACACCCCGACUCGAUCACGGUCGAGUGGUGAAAAUCCUUCAAGCCGAAGACCACCUACCUCUUGCUAAACCUUACCUCAUCGCUACCCAAAAACUCAACAUUACAGUCGUCAACGAAGCGUACAAUGACUUGUUGAUUGAAGAGGAGGAUCAUGUCACACUUCGUAGCAGUUUGGAGACGCAUGAUCAGUAUGACGCUAUCAAGCUGGCCAAGAGGCUCGAGACGCAUGAUCUGUUGGAGUUUAGAAGAAUAGCAGCGUUGUUGUAUCGACUCAAUCACAUGUACGAAGAAUCCUUGGGAUUGUCAAAAGCGGAUCGUCUAUGGCGUGACUGUUUGGAGACGGCUGCGUCAAGCAAAGACACGGCCGUGGCAGAAGAGCUGGCCGGAUACUUCGUGUCGAUCGGGAACAAAGAUGGUUUUGCAGCCGCACUCUUCGUUUGCUUCGAGCUCGUCCGACCUGACUUUGUGGAGGAAAUGUCAUGGCGAUUCGGUCUUUCAGAUUAUUCCAAACCAUACAUCCUUCAACUACAACGUGAUCAAGUGACCAAAAUCGCUGCGAUGGAGAAGGAGCUCAAAGAACUGCGGACACGAACCGUCGAGAAGAGCGAGGAACCGAGUACAUUGAUGGGCAGUGGUCUCGGUAAUAGAUUGAUGAUUGGAGCACCUACGGGCGCACCUUAUAUGAACGGCGGCCUGCCCAAUGGUGGCCUAAUGGCUCAGCCGACGGGUUUUUAUUGAUAUGACAUGGAGAGAACGAAGUGGGGAUAUGACGAAUUGGUAGAAAGCAUGACUUUGUGAAGAUAGGCGACAAUCUACGAAUGAACGAGAUACCCCCUCUGG